Messenger RNA from Gadus macrocephalus (Pacific cod), 1447 nucleotides. It is a transcript of the gene egln2, whose product is annotated as egl-9 family hypoxia-inducible factor 2. The record is from RefSeq and is a predicted model, not a curated record. Gene Ontology annotation, molecular function: ferrous iron binding; peptidyl-proline 4-dioxygenase activity; L-ascorbic acid binding. Gene Ontology annotation, cellular component: nucleus; cytoplasm. Lineage: Eukaryota; Metazoa; Chordata; Actinopteri; Gadiformes; Gadidae. Gene Ontology annotation, biological process: peptidyl-proline hydroxylation to 4-hydroxy-L-proline; cellular response to hypoxia.
UGAGAGAGGAGGAGGAGGAGCAGUGGGCGCCGGGCCCCUUGGAGCCCCCUGGUAGUGCGAGGGUAGACUGGUCAUCAGCGGUCUGUUCUCACGUGGGCGCGUCUCUCUCUGGCAGGCCAUGGUGGCGUGUUACCCAGGCGACGGGACCGGGUACGUCUGCCACGUGGACAACCACGGGGACGGCCGCUGCAUCACCUGCAUCUACUACCUCAACAAGGACUGGGACGUCCAGCAGCAGGGUGGCCUGCUCCAGAUCUACCCUGAGGGCCACAACGUGGUGGCCAACAUCGAGCCGCUGUUCGACCGGCUGCUCAUCUUCUGGUCCGACCGCCGGAACCCCCACGAGGUCAAGCCCGCCUACGCCACUCGCUACGCCAUCACGGUGUGGUACUUCGACGCCAAGGAGAGAACGGAGGCCAAGGAGAAGCAUCGGCUCGCGACCGGACAGAAGGGCCUGCAGGUGCCCGUCACUCAAAACAGGACAUGAGCUCGACCAAUGGCCAGCCUCCUUGUGCCUCCAGGUCUGCUGGGAACCCGCCCACAAUCACGUUAAACUGUGCAAGCCCCUCCCCUCAGCCAUCCGUCCAUCACCCAGAACAAGCUGUGACAGCCCGUUUCCAAGCGCCUGAUUGGUCUUGCACAAAUGGAGGAGGGUCCUCUAGGACCCCUCAGAGUGACCGUCUAUAGAGAGAAGAACUGAACAACCAGGAGGAGGUCCUGCAGUGUUUACAGGCGGACGGAUCCAGCUCCGUACCUUCCCUCCCUCGUCGCCGUCUCCAUCCCGUGGGCUCGCUCUCCUCUCGCUCUCCUCUCGCUCUCCGCUCCUCUCGCUCUUCGCUCGAUCUCCUCUCGCUCUCCUCUCGCUCUCCUCUCGCUCUCCUCUCGCCAGGGAACCCUUUGAGCGGCAGUGGGUCUAACAGACCGUGAGGCAGAGGCGUCAGAACUCUGACAGUUUCAUCUCUGGGCUGAGUUAUUAGAUUAUGAUCAACUGUGUGUGUGUGUGUGUGUGUGUGUGUGUGUGUGUGUGUGUGUGUGUGUGUGUGUGUGUGUGUGUGUGUGUGUGUGUGUGUGUGUGUGUGUGUGUGUGUGUGUGUGUGUGUGUGUGUGUGUGGGGGGGUGUGGGGGGGUGUGGGGGGGUGAUUCAUGACCUCGGAUUCACAGCACUUGAAGCACACAGAGACACAGAGAGACCUGCACUGGAUGUGAGCCGCAGUGCAAAACUACAACUACUGCGUUGCGUUUGAUUUGGUGUGUGUGAAGAAGACUAUUGUGAAAAGAAAGCACUUUAUUGUUUGACCUUUGUUAUGAAUGAAAAAAAUGAAACUCGAAUCGAAUGCAUUCAAUAUGUGGCUUCUAUGAUUCAGAUGCAAUAGAAACGUGACAAUAAAGAGAUAGUUUGCUUAAUUUUUCAGGAUUUUGCAGUAUUUUAUUAAACAUGUUUGUUGUG